UGGCCAACAAGGCCCUGCCAUGCCCAAGUGGAGUCAAGGUCCCUGAGAACCUCCAGCCAGCCAGGGGCAGCUCCUCCUCAUUAGCACACAAGCUGCCUGGCCUGGGAUGUGGCUGCAGCCCCCACACUGGCUGCUAUGAUGUCACAGCAGCCCUCUAUGAAGUCACAAACCUUCCACCCCCUGGCCAAGCAGGGAGGGGGGAAGACCCGGGGGGACAGAACUGAUCUCCAUCGGGAGACCCUGUCCUCGAUUUCUACCAUCAUGCCCCCUACCCAUGCCCUCCAGGGACCAAGUCUGGCCGCCAACUUGGCCACAUCUAAUUAUCCGCUGGCCAGGAAGCAGCAGAAGCCGGCACGAUGGCCAUUGAAAAUCACAGGGACCUCUGAGCCGGAUCCCCGAAAAUCUGUUCUGCUACUUGCUGCAUCUGCCACCACUCACAAGACUCUCGCCAUGAAAGGCCUGCUGCUGCUCAUCCUAUCUGCUCUGUUCUGCUGGGUUGCAGCUGAUAUUCGCUGCCACUCCUGCUACAAGGUCCCCGUUCUGGGCUGUGUAGAUCGACAGUCCUGUCGCCUGGAGCCAGGACACCAAUGUCUGACAACAAAUGUGUACCUUGGUAAGAUGUGGGUUUUCUCUAACCUGCGCUGUGGUACACCGGAAGAGCCCUGUCGUGAGGCCAUCAACCAAACCAACAACAAACUGGGCCUGAUCUACAACACCACCUGCUGUAGCAAGGACAACUGUAACAGCUUUGCCCCGCGCCACACUCCGACCCUGACCUUUGUUCUCCUCACCUCCUUGGCGGGUCUUGGCCUCUGGCUGCUGCACUAGACUCUCUCCAUGGCUGUGCCUCUACCUACAGGCCUUAGCUGACAGAUCCCGGAUCCCAGGAAAGACCUGAUGACCUCACGGUAGAGAGUGGAUUCUCCAAAUGCUGGCUCCCAUUCAGACUCCAUCUCCACACUCACCAUUUUCCAUUUUGAGUAAUAAAUGUCUGUGUCUAAUCAA
Molecule: messenger RNA, 1005 nt
Organism: Ochotona princeps (American pika)
Lineage: Eukaryota; Metazoa; Chordata; Mammalia; Lagomorpha; Ochotonidae
Gene: LY6G6C
Product: lymphocyte antigen 6 family member G6C
Exons: 5
Coding region: 136-828 (230 amino acids)
Cellular component (GO): external side of plasma membrane; protein-containing complex
Source: RefSeq, a predicted model, not a curated record